AUGGGCGGAUUUCGCGCGGUUGAAGAUAGACCGACGCCGAAGGAGGUGUACAACUGGCGCCUAUACCUCGAAACCGCCAUCAUCGCUACCGGUUCUCUGCUCUUUGGCUAUGAUGGAGCCUUCAUCGGGACGACGAUUGCUCGUGCCAGCUUCAAGAGAGACUUUCACAUUUCGCCAGCGGAUGCCAACAGCAUCUCGAGCAAUAUCACCUCUGCGUUCCAGGCCGGUGCCUUUUUCGGUGCCAUUUUCUGCUUCUUCAUCACGGAAAAGGUCGGCCGAAAGUGGGCGCUCUUCAUCUCCAACGUCGUCUUCCUCGUUGGCGCAGUCAUAAUGACAGCAGCGACCCAUUCUCUGUCUAACAUCUAUGCUGGUCGAGUCCUUACCGGCCUUGCUUGUGGCGGCAUUACUGCGACUGUUCCGAGUUACAUCGCAGAGCUCUCCAUUCCUUCGAUUCGCGGAAUCCUCACCGGCCUUUUCGAAAUCGCCUACCAGCUCGGCUCGGUGAUUGGCUUCUGGAUCAACUACGGCAUCAAUCAGACCAUGGAUGUAAAUUCCACAGCCUCGUGGCGUAUCCCCAUGGCUAUCCAAAUUGUGCCAUGCGGCAUGCUACUUAUUGGAGGUGUCAUGCUUCAUGAAAGUCCGCUAUGGCUUUUUAGGAAAGAUAGGGUUGAAGACGGAACCAAGGCGCUGGAGGAAAUUCGACGCAUCCCUCGAGAUCACGAGUACCUGCAACAGGACGUAGAGAUGAUUCGAGGUCGAAUUUUGGAAGAAAACAACAUUGCGAGCAGAUACGGCACAGGGUCGUGGGCACUGUUUCGUGGAGCUCUAUAUGAGCUGUCGCGAAAGGGCAUGCGGAAUCGCAUCAUCUUGGUCUUUUGCUCCUUUGCCCUGCAAAACAUGUCUGGGGCUGCAGCCAUCAACUACUAUUCGCCCACACUCUUUGCCUCCCUUGGAAUCCAGGAUGUCUCCCUAUACACUGGCAUCUACGGUCUUGUCAAGGCGGUUGCCUCGAUUAUUUUCUACGUGUUCUUGAUCGAUAUAUGGGGUCGUCGGCAUCCCACUAUCCUCUCCUCUAUUGCCUGCUCCAUUUGUCUUUGGAUCAUUGGCGCAUACGUCAAGAUCGGACAUCCGGCGGACAUUAUUAAAGCCGGACAGGAGCUUUCGCCGUCCACCGCGGCGGGGGGCAAAGCCGCAACCGGCAUGAUUAUGAUAUACUCCGUCUUCUGGUCAUUUGGCCUGAACGGCAUUCCAUGGAUCGUCGCGGCCGAAAUCUUUCCGGGGGCUCUGCGUAAUUUUUCCGGAACAUGGGCAGCUCUCUGCCAAUGGCUCACCCAGUUUGUCAUUACCAAGGCUCUGCCGUACAUUUUCAGCUCUCUUGGCUACGGCACCUGGUUCUUCUUUGCUUCCUGGAUGCUCCUAGCCACUGUUUGGGCCUUUUUCUUUCUUCCUGAAACAAAGGGCAAGACUUUGGAUGAGAUUGACGUUAUCUUGUACGUACAACUCGUCGUGAUGAAUCUGUGUCUAUGGCUGCUAAUUGUUUACCACAGUGGAUACACCGAGGACAGAAGGGAAUUCUUCCCGGGCCAAUCCCACGGCGAAGUUGUCAAAGAGGAUGCGGAGGUAUUCACCAAGGACUAA
Trichoderma citrinoviride is the source of this 1638-nucleotide messenger RNA. Its product is annotated as general substrate transporter. Gene Ontology annotation, biological process: carbohydrate transport; transmembrane transport. The transcript has 8 exons. The record is from RefSeq and is a predicted model, not a curated record. The coding region runs from base 1 to 1638 and encodes 545 amino acids. NCBI's taxonomy places the organism in Eukaryota, Fungi, Ascomycota, Sordariomycetes, Hypocreales, Hypocreaceae. Gene Ontology annotation, cellular component: membrane. Gene Ontology annotation, molecular function: carbohydrate:proton symporter activity.